This is a messenger RNA of Lodderomyces beijingensis, 954 nucleotides long. The record is from the annotation of a GenBank genome assembly. Lineage: Eukaryota; Fungi; Ascomycota; Pichiomycetes; Serinales; Debaryomycetaceae.
AUGUCAAUUAAACUAAACUCAGGUUAUGCAAUGCCACUAGUGGGUUUUGGCUGCUGGAAACUAACCGCCAAGGACGCCAGUGACCACAUCUACAACGCAAUUAAAAUCGGAUAUAGACUAUUCGACGGAGCGCAAGAUUACGGCAACGACGUUGAAGUCGGCAAGGGGAUACGCCGCGCCAUAUCCGACGGUUUGGUAUCACGCGAUGAGCUCUUCAUAACUUCCAAAUUGUGGAACUCAUACCAUGCACCAGCCAACGUUGAAGUUGCUUUGGAGAAAGUAUUGGCCGAUUUAGGGGUUGAGUAUUUGGACUUGUUCUUGAUUCACUUCCCCAUUGCUCAGAAAUUCGUUCCCAUUGACGAAAAGUAUCCACCGGGGUUUUAUUGUGGUGAUGGCGACAAGUUUCAUUUCGAAAACGUGCCGUUAUUGGACACGUGGAAAGCCAUGGAAAAGUUGGUGGAGCUGGGUAAAGUGCGUUCAAUCGGAGUGUCAAAUUUCAGCGGGGCUUUGAUUUAUGAUUUGUUGCGUGGAGCUACGAUUCCUCCCGCGGUGUUGCAGAUUGAACACCACCCAUAUUUGCAACAACAGAGACUAAUUGAGCUGGUUCAAUCUCGCGGGAUUGCAGUCACGGCGUAUUCUUCGUUUGGUCCGCAGUCGUUUAUUGAAUUGGAGAGCAAAAGGGCGAUUGAUACUCCCACGUUGUUUGAAAAUGAUGUCAUAACCAAGAUUGCGCAGGCGCACGGGGUGAGUCCAGCGCAGGUCUUGCUUCGUUGGGCUACUCAGCGCGACGUUGCCGUGAUCCCGAAAUCCAAUAACCCUGACCGUGCCUUGCAGAACUUGUCAAUUAAUGAUUUCAAGCUUCUGGAUCAAGAGUUGGAGGAGAUUGCAAAGUUGGAUCAAGGAUUACGAUUCAAUGACCCAUGGGAUUGGGACCACAUACCAAUCUUUAUUUAA